Molecule: messenger RNA, 4452 nt
Organism: Haliotis rubra (blacklip abalone)
Lineage: Eukaryota; Metazoa; Mollusca; Gastropoda; Lepetellida; Haliotidae
Exons: 29
Coding region: 237-4418 (1393 amino acids)
Biological process (GO): proteolysis
Molecular function (GO): zinc ion binding; metalloendopeptidase activity
Source: RefSeq, a predicted model, not a curated record
GAGGCGUGACACAUGUAAAUACAUCACAGUACAGCUAUAGCGGAAGAACGUGAAUGGAGGUCACGUCCUGCCGUCUCCGCCAUCACGGCUGUAGUACAAGAUGAGGUCAGCUACAAUUUCUACAGUGAAUAGGAUGAUACACUUUUAGGUGUCCAUCUACCUUAGACAGCUUCCAUACAUCAGACGUAUGUGACUCACUCUUCGACACACGGGAUGUAAAGUUCUCGACGCAUGAAAUGUGGACGAUGACGUUCUGUGCUCCCUUGCUGGUGUUUCUGCUCUCGGCGUCCUCGUGCACAGGAUACACGUUUCUCAACGACACGCAAUUCAACGGGACUAGUACCGUGGACCCGUUGCUGGCAUAUGGCAGUGUGGAAGAGGGCGAGAGAUGGGGACUGCAGGUAGCAGAGGCUCUCUACGGCAAGAGUGUGAAGAAUCUCAUCUUUGGUCAAGACCAGAUGGACCAGAUCCUGGCCGAGAAACGUCGCAGGAGUGAGAAGAGGAGACAUAAGAGGACCAUCACGUCACAGAAGUAUCUCUACUGGGAUGGCGCUUAUCUCCCGUACGAGUUCGACGCCGAUGUCCCACCUGACGAGGAGCACGAGACGCGAGUAGCCAUGAAACGUCACGAGCGGUUCACGUGCGUGCGUUUUAUACCGUGGGUGAAGAACACCACUCGAGAAAAGUAUAAUCUCACCACUGAAAGCCACGUGCGUCUCAUCAAAAAAAGUGGGUGUUGGUCUCUCCUCGGUAAUGUCAACAACCCCAAUGGCCAGCGUCUCAGCUGCUGUAGUCGGGGUGCGUGUGUCCAUGAACUGUCUCACGCCUUUGGUGUCUUUCACGACCACGUCAGCCCUGACCGAGGCGGCUUCAUCAGAGUCAACUGGAAAAACAUUGCCCUAACUAACUGGUUUAUCUUCAUGGAGGAGUACAGAGAGACAACUAUGUCCUUCCGGUAUGACCUCAGCAGCAUCAUGCACUAUGGUGUCAACGGGUUCAAGCAGGGUCCGUGGCCCUCCAUGACAGUGCUGUUCCACGACCUGGCCAAUCUGGACGGCAUGCGGGGUAACGUGUUCUACACCUGGCACGAGAUAGCUUUCACCAACCAGUGUAAAGCCCGGAUGUGCCCCGACUUCUCCAUUGAAUGUAUCAAUGAUGGCUUUGUGUCCUACGUGGAGGGGGCGUGUCGAUGUAUGUGUCCCCCUGGGCUCGACCCCAAGACUGGCUGCAGGACAGUCAUCAAGACAGUGGACUCGGUUCCCGAUUUUCCGGCUGGAGCCUAUGGCGUUCUGGGUACUUCCGCCGGAUGUCCGUCGAAUAUGUUCUUGAAUCGAACCUAUCAACCAACAGUGCGGAUGUCAAGCCUUGGCGACAGUUUCCAUUUAGGGGGAAACCUGACGAACCUGGUGUUUUGUUUGCAUUAUUCAACAUCCGACAAGACGCCCUGGGGGACUGGGAGAUACGCUACUUUAGCCGCAGACACCGGGGCCUGCCCGACCGGUUUUUCGAUGAAAAACGCGACAACCUCCACCUUCAUCCUGAGGCUCUGUUACCGUGACGACGGGUUCUCGGAGGAUGUCAUUUACCUUCCCAACGACACGCCUUUCAUUCUUUUUCCGAUCUCAAAGAAGGUGCCGUGUCAAAGCGUAAACGGCAUGAUGAGUACGCUUGAAAGUGUACGGAUAUCUACGAACGACAGAGUCGCGAAACUCGAGUCGAACAUCCCCUUCGAGAUAACCAGCUACGGUGAUCUGACGAUGUGGUUCUGUUACUACUCGAAGUACGACAGAGAUUGCGGGGACGUUAUAGAGCUGUCACGUGACAAUCCUUCUGUAGUGGUUACCUCCCCUGGCUAUCCGUCUCCAUAUCGCCCGUCGCUGGACUGUUACUGGCUUAUCAAGGCUCCUCUUGGAGCAACGAUGCUCAUCAACUUUGAAGACUUCGACGUGGGGGUUAAGACAGACAACUGUGAGGGGGACUCGUUCAUUAUCCGCUACAUCUACCCCGGUCAGCACGCCCCUACGAGAUGCGGUCAAGGCCUGGACCAGAGUUUCCGGACACUGAACAACACUGUGACCUUCCAGCUUAACACUGACCUCACUGGCCAUUACAGAGGGUUCAAGGCUAAAGUUGACGUCAUCCUCCCGGAGAGCCACUGCUACAAUACGGAGGACAACGGCCGGAGCUAUCGGGGUAGGGUCAACGUGACCCGAGACUUUCAGCCAUGCCUGCCGUGGGACAGGGUCACCGGAUGUCCGCACCAUAUGUUCAGUUCCGGAGACUUUGACGCAGUGCUGGAGGAAAACUACUGCCGUAACCCUGACAACAGCUUCCGACCCUGGUGCUAUACGAAGAUCUACGAAGGGCAAUGCGACCGGAACUACUGCGACGCCUGUGGCCUUGAAAAAAAGUAUGACAACUUCCCUGACUGUGACAAGCUGAAGAAUCAGGGUCUGUGUGACGGAGAUCCGAACAUCGCAGCUGCCCGCUGUGCCAAGACCUGCAACGUUCAACUGCCUGUCAAAGACAUGCCGUCCAGCUGUAGUCGACCCCCUCCCUCUGCUGACGGCCUGCUCUCGUUUGAGAAGAACUGGUACAACAUCGGAGCAACAGUACUCGCAAAGUGCCCGUAUGGACCGGAUGCUGUAACGAGGCGUUGCCAUAGCGACGGAUCAUGGUCACCCGCCAACUACGUGUGUGGAGUUUGCCCCAGCGGCUGGAGCGCCUUCAGGACUUCCUGCUACAAGUUCUUCAGUAAUCGUGUGACACAGACAAGAGCCACGGACAUCUGCACCAUCCACAACGCCCACCUCGCUUGGGCCGACGACAUGCAAGAGCUCGAGUUUAUUGUUUCAUUAAGACAAAAAUUAUGGCGGAUAUGGCUUGGCUCCAGCAGAGAGAGCGUAACGAACGUCUGGACGAACACAGAUGGCUCCAAACUGACCUUGACAAACUGGGCUAGCGGGGCUCCCAGAAUUAAGGCACCGAAGAUUUGUUUAAUGAUAAAUCCCGAGGAACGGGACAACACCAUACGGGAGGAGAAUUGUAAUGGCGUGCGUCCGUUUGUCUGCAAAUAUAUGCCCAAUAGUCGACGUGCGUGUAUUAACCAGCGGUGGGACUGCCAUGCUGUACUGAGAAGGAACCCCCGCGUCUGCCGGGACUACCCACAGUUUGCCCGCCACCAGUGUCCCUUCUCCUGCGGGUUCUGCCUGCCAUACACCACGCCAUUCUGCAAACUCCCAACACCCCCAAUGAACGUGGAUCCAGUCAGUGACGUCACAUUCAAAUACAUUCCUCGUGGUGACGUCAUCACGUACACAUGUAUACCGGGAACCGUCUUGGUAAGCGGGCAGCUCAGCCGAAUAUGCGAAGAAAGCGGUUGGCUCUCGGGGACAGAACCAGUCUGCGUUGAUGAAAAUGAACGCGUCACUCCCGUCAGCGACAUUGACAUUGUCAAACGUACGCAAAUCUGCCAAGUCAGCACCACUUACAUCGGCAACAACAGCUUACAUCGCAUUCAACGAGAAGGGGAGAUAGUCCAAUGGCGGUUCUACACGCGCGAUGCCGGAAGUACUGUUCUUCAGAUAUGGCGUCCACGACCAGAUAUUGGGCCCGUUCAAUUUCAGUUUAUUGGACAAAACUUGGUCUACUACGAACCUGACAGGGUCAACAUUGUUGACGUUCCUCUCGGAAGCAGAAUCCAGGUAAUGCCAGGCGACCUCAUCGGUAUCUGGUCGGGUCAUAUUGCGACACAAAUCACAUGGAACGCUUGUGGAGUUGAGGGGUACCCGGAAGGAGAGAACAGCCUUACUCUGGACACACACAUUACGACGGCGGCAUUUUUUGAAGUGGACACGGUCUAUAACUGGACUAGUCCCACGUGCAGGACGUUCUCCUUGACUGCUUACGUCAAUAAGACGUACCAAGAGCUAUCACGCACGAAUGAAAUCCCAAUCCAGUCUUCCGCCCACAUCAUCACCAUUGCUAACCGCGUAUAUACCGGAAACAACGCCUACUUCCGGAUCCGCGUCAAUGGCUCGCUAGCUCAGUGGCAGUUCUUUUCGCCAAAUAUCAGCAGGAUCGGCCUACAGGUGUGGCGACCUGUCGGCGGAUACACGUACACGUUCAUCGGCCAGAAUAUGAUCACUACAGAGUAUAACACGACCCAGGUGGUGGACGUGGACCCGUCCGAGCAGAUCAGUGUGAGGGCAGGGGACCUAAUAGGCGUGUCCCUCACAGAUAAAUAUGGGGGGACGGCCUACUCAACAUGCAAGACUAGAAACAAUCCCCAGGCUUUACCCAUGUCCUGGCUGAACAGUGAAGGUGUCGACUUUACUCCAGGAGUCGAUGUGACGUUCAAGGGGAUGACCAGUUGUCGGGUCUUCUAUUUUACAGCUGUUGUGAGACAAGAAACUUGACUUCAUAGACUUAUUGUCAUUAACAAGAUAUCAG